CCCCUAGUUCAUACUAUGUAUGAUAAAUAAGUUAACUUUUAAGGGGUAAUUUCGUCAUUUGAAGGACAAAACUUGUUUAUAAGACUUCUUAAAUGCCAAAACGUAUAUCUUAAGUUCGCCGGUAAAUGGAGCAGCUAUCUGAAUCGAGCCGCCGCGAUUCAGCUGAUGUGGCUAGCUCGUCGUCAUCUACCGCCGCAGAUGGUCACAUCGGAGGCGGUGGUGGUGGAGAAGCUAUGGCUCGAGGGCUAUCGGCGAUGCUAGAGUCCGUAAUUAAGGAAUUCGACUCUAAAUCAAUCGAUACUCUCAGUAGCCAAGACAAACUCUCCGGCUCGCUCGAUCGACUUGUCCAAGAGCUCGAUCAGUUGCUGGAGAACGCUCCGUUGCCGUUCAUUGUACAGCACGCGUCGAGGAUCUCGAGCGUCAAACAGAGAGUCUCGUCGAUGAAUCUGGUGCUUAAAUCUAUACAAAGGCGUAUUGAUAACAUCGAUCACAUGCUCUCUGCCAACAACAUUCAAGACAAAACAGCUUCGGACACUACUUGAUGUCCAAAACACGAGUCAAUCUCCGGCUUACGUGUGAGCGUGGGAACUAAGGAAACGUCGGCGUUUUGGGGUUGCUUGUCUUUUAACGGGCUUCUAUCUAAUAUGGUCUACUGGUUCUUUUAGCGGGCUUUUAUCAAAUCUGUUCUUUUCCAGUUUGUAAAAAAAUAAACAAUUCUCAUUUUAUUUAAUUGCUUUACUAAUAAAAUCAAAAAAAUAAUAUA
Messenger RNA from Brassica napus (rape), 763 nucleotides. RefSeq lists its product as uncharacterized. The transcript is spliced from 3 exons. Gene Ontology annotation, cellular component: synaptic vesicle; BORC complex; BLOC-1 complex. Lineage: Eukaryota; Viridiplantae; Streptophyta; Magnoliopsida; Brassicales; Brassicaceae. The record is from RefSeq and is a predicted model, not a curated record. Gene Ontology annotation, molecular function: SNARE binding. Gene Ontology annotation, biological process: intracellular protein transport; synaptic vesicle exocytosis; lysosome localization. The coding region runs from base 126 to 542 and encodes 138 amino acids.